This is a messenger RNA of Caenorhabditis elegans, 1140 nucleotides long. Its product is annotated as Protein BCCIP homolog. The transcript is spliced from 3 exons. The record is from RefSeq and is marked reviewed. NCBI's taxonomy places the organism in Eukaryota, Metazoa, Nematoda, Chromadorea, Rhabditida, Rhabditidae. The coding region runs from base 2 to 1051 and encodes 349 amino acids.
AAUGGGUCGAGUUUUCAAAAAGAAAGGAGGUGCUAAACGUGAAGCCGAAGAGGAGAAGCAAGAAGAGUUGGUUAUGCGAAAGAAGUUGAGAAAAGAGGAAGAACCAGAACCAGUUGAAGACGUAGAAGAAGAUGAAGAUGUGAGCGAUGAGGAUGAUGAAGAUAUUGACGAUGAAGAAGAGGAUGAAGAUGAGCAGAACAUUAUGGAUUUCGAUUUUGAAGCAUAUCCACCAUCGGAAGAUGAUCGUGAUGGUAUUGUGAACAUGCUCACUCAGACAUUCCUAAGAACAGAUAUUGACUUGAAAGCAAUGUCAGAAGGAAUCAUCGCUAAAGCACCUCAUGGAGUCGUCUUGACUCAAGCUUACGACGAUGAGGAAACCGAAGAAGAUUAUAUGGCUUACGGGUUAUGUACAACAGUUCCUCUCAAUGAUAAUAAGGAUGAUGCUCCAAAGUUUAUCAAAGACUUAUUCACAUAUGUUUUGAAUCGUGCAAAGAAAGGAGCUCCUACUGAAAUUUACAAGAAAAUUGAAGAAAUUCAAGUUUCUGGUGAUGGUAAAUCGGCGUUGUUUGUCAACGAAAGACUUCUCAAUUUUCCGACUAUUGUCGUUCCUCAAAUCUUUGGAAGCAUUCGUGAAGAUUUGUCCGGCUUUGAAACGAAAUAUAAAACUAUCAUCUACAUACAGAAACUGCGCAUUGUUGAAACUGAUGGAUCAGAAGCAAAAGUUGGCGCCAGCUCAAACGGAUCUAGUGGAGUAGCUGGAAAAAAGAAAGGAAAAAUGGGAAAAGCCGAAAAGAAGCGAGCUGCUGCGGCUGCACUAGCAAAUGCUGAAAUCGAAUUCGACAAUCCAGAAGAUAGAGUUCUAUUUGAGAUCAAAGAAGGAAAAGAAAUUCAUUUCGACUAUCCAGUUCACAUGGAUGUAGAGCCUGGAAGUAAAUUCCACAGUACCGAGAAGGAUGGAAAGAAAUGGAAUCCAUUCCGUCGCCUUGUCAUCAUGGAUGACAAACGUUUCGAUGCAUUUUUGAAGAAAGGAUCCGAUGGAAUUAUAAUUUAAUUCUUUUGAUAUAACUUUAUGUUAGAUCAAUUUUUAUACAAUUUUUACUGUUGCUGUUGUUGUUGUGUUUUUUAUUUUAAAAAUAACUU